This is a messenger RNA of Maylandia zebra (zebra mbuna), 3712 nucleotides long. RefSeq names its product LIM homeobox 4 (gene lhx4). The record is from RefSeq and is a predicted model, not a curated record. Gene Ontology annotation, cellular component: nucleus. Gene Ontology annotation, biological process: regulation of transcription by RNA polymerase II; neuron differentiation. NCBI's taxonomy places the organism in Eukaryota, Metazoa, Chordata, Actinopteri, Cichliformes, Cichlidae. Gene Ontology annotation, molecular function: zinc ion binding; DNA-binding transcription factor activity, RNA polymerase II-specific; RNA polymerase II transcription regulatory region sequence-specific DNA binding.
CCUCUGCCGUGGUGACGUCAGGCCCCGCCGCCCCUGCAGCGCUGAAUGGACCAAGCAGCCUGUCUGAUCCACUCCAAAACAGCUCAACACGGCACGGCACAGCACGGACACCAUCCCGGGAAUAGGAAAAUAACAGGAAUAGAGGCUUGACGGGACAGCGACAGAGAUCAGCCUCCAAAUCGCACGAAGGCCCAACAACAUCAGCAUCAUUGUUUGUUUUCUUCACGAGACAGGACGGGGGAGUGCGCCCACCGUUUUGCGGGUGUAUGUGCGUGCGCUUGUCUCCCGGUUUGGAUCACGAUGAUGCAAAGUGCGGCGGUCCUACCGACAGAGAGUCCUGUGAAGAGUUUACCGGAGAUUCUCGGAGUGCCACUGCAGCAGAUCCCUCAGUGUGCAGGCUGUAGUCAGCACAUCCUGGACAAGUUCAUCCUGAAGGUGCUGGACAGACACUGGCACUCCAAGUGCCUCAAGUGCGCCGACUGCCAGACACCGCUGGCGGACAAAUGUUUCUCCCGGGCAGGAAGCGUCUACUGCAAGGAGGAUUUCUUCAAACGUUUUGGUACAAAAUGUGCAUCGUGUCAGCAGGGCAUCCCGCCGACACAGGUUGUGCGGAAGGCGCAGGACUUUGUUUAUCACCUGCACUGCUUCGCCUGCAUCAUGUGCAGCAGACAGCUGGCCACCGGGGACGAGUUUUACCUCAUGGAAGACGGGAGGCUGGUGUGCAAGGUGGAUUACGAGGCCGCCAAACAAAAUGAUGAUUCAGAGGCAGGGACCAAGAGACCAAGGACCACCAUCACCGCCAAACAGCUGGAGACCCUCAAAAGUGCCUACAAAAACUCGCCGAAGCCUGCACGCCACGUCAGAGAGCAGCUGUCAUCGGAGACGGGGUUAGACAUGAGAGUGGUGCAGGUUUGGUUUCAGAACCGGCGAGCGAAGGAAAAGCGUCUGAAGAAAGACGCAGGGCGGCAUCGCUGGACUCAGUUUUAUAAAAGUGUCAAACGCAGCCGAGGAGGAACUAAAGUGGAGAAGGAGAGCUCAGCUGACGACGCAGGACUCAGCGACAGCGAGCUGAGCUUCAGAGACGACCAGGUCCUGUCAGAUCUCGGCCACGCCAACGGGCUUUACGGGAGCGUCGGCGAUGUGACCAACACGCUGAAUGGCGGCUUCUCCGUCGACGCGGCGGGACAGCCCUACCACGACAUCCGAGCGGGAAGCCCUUACGGUCUCCCCCAGUCGCCCUCCUCCAUCGCCUCUCUGCCCGGCCACACUCCUCUCCUCAACAACCUGAGCUUCAACAUGGACAGCCUGGUGGCACAGGGGGGGCCGGGUGGUGUGGGACAGGCUCUGAGGGCCAUGGCAGGAGGCCCGACCUCAGACCUCUCCACAGGGAGCAGUACGGGAUACCCUGACUUCCCCACCAGCCCCGCCUCAUGGCUGGACGAGAUGGACCAUUCCCAGUUUUGAGUCUCAGACAUGGUAAAAAAAAAGUACUGUGGGGAAACAUCAAAGUGGACUCAGAAGGCUUUUUACAUUUCUUUCUAUCAUUCUCCACGGUCCACUGCUGGUAUGUUUCGGGUGCGAUGUUGGGCGAAGGAGAAGGGAGAGUCCCGCAGCAGUCGUAGUUGGUGAGGUAGCCAUCGAGAUAUGUAGUCUGAGCGGAAGCAGCGAGAACGCCUCCACACAGAAUGAGUCAACUCUGCAUCAUAUGAUCGUUUUUUACACUUUGUUUUGUUCGUUCACUCUCUGAAAGUGAGACCGGAUCUCAAAUAUAUCGGUGGAGUAAUGCUCACAGGGGAGAAACGUCUCAUCCCUUGAAAUAAACCACACAACAUUAGGGCGACACAAUCCAGAUCAAAGUCCCUACGAAACCCAGGAGUCACCUGCAUGCUUCUCAUUCAUACUGAGCAGGCCUGCCGUACAGCCACAUCCAAGCCUUUACAUUGGCGAUGCACUUUACUCUCCUCGUCUCUCUACACGUGUGGACAGGAAUGUGGGGAGAGCAGAGAAAAGGAGGAGAGACGUAUGCACAAGGCAACAAACAGUGUUUCAUUGGGAGAGAAAUUUACAAAAAAAGAGCGGCACAAGUGUUAAUUUUGAACCACGCUGAUGCUUUUGUUGUUUUUAACAUAGUGCUCAAACUUAUUAGGAAAUAGAUGACUGUUGGUCUGCCCGUCCUUUCCUCUGUCCGUCCGUCUGUUCAUUAGAAGUUUAUGUCUCCCCUCUUUGAAUGAGGGCGAUCACUGUUUGCUACAAAGCAGAUCUCUCUUCUAUAUUUAUAGGUGCUUGACUUGUUGUCAUCUGUGUAAAAGCUGGUCUGGAAGCAGACGUCCGUCAGUAUUAAAUUAUCUCAGACACAGACUCGCCAGGAAUAAAAAGCUUAUACGUUUAAGGCAAAGUCAAGACAUGUAUACGGUUUGGAAAUAUUCAGUUCUAACUGCUAAAGACGCCCCGCAUCUUAUCUAUUUGUAUGCACAUGCAGAUUCUUUUGCAGACGUUGAAAAGCAAACAUAAAUUUGACACUUAAAAUGCUAACAAGCAGGAACACAGAUAAAAACUCUCUUGAGUUUCUUCGGUCUGAUCCAGGCGCCUCUUGGUAAUCUACUCAGUGCAGCUUUGCCUGCUAUCAACCUACUUACUGACCCCAGAUGUGUCGUCAGCCUGUUCUCCCACUGCCUGGCCUGCAUGUCAGAGGGAUUACCGAUAGUCCCCCACAUUCAGGGCUGAUGCUUUAGCGUCAGUGCUGGCACGACUGCCGGGCCGAUGCAUUUCCCACAGCUGCAUCUUUAAAGACCCACAACAACUGAAACAGUGGAACGAUUCGGUGUUUCUGAUUCUUGACCUGCUGAGCAUGCAGGAACCAUCAUUUAGAUUUGAUCUCUGCUUCAAAAGAGAAACAGAGUCUUAUUCAUGUGGGUACUUCUUUUGUUAAAAAAAAAAACAAGGAAAAGAGGGAAAAAAACGAGUGUUUUCAAUACCAGGAAGCAAAUAAAGAAAUACAAGAUGACACUAUUCAGAGAAACUCGAGAUUACAGCUCUAAAAUUACAGCGUAAUUAUUUGGUUGAUAAAAUUAAAACUAUAUAAAGUGUAACACGGGGGUAACAUUUAGAUGUAUUACAGUUAGUUAAAUUCCAAAACAACGAAGAAUAAAUGUAUUAUAGAAAAAACAAAUUUAGGAAGAUCUCAUAUUUGAUUAUUUCAUUUAUCACUUAGAAAUGACAGUUGGAAGCAACGUGGACAAAGUUUUGAAAGAAGAAUAGUGUACUCGAGAUCAAAACAUUCGUUUUAAAUUACUGAGCUACUGUAAACAUUACAAUUGUUCAUGUGUUCAUAUGUGACAGUUAAAAAAGGGAUGCAGUCUAUAACCCACAUCAACCAUGAGUAAACAUCUGUUACCCCCAGGAUGAGUGCACCGUAAUUACAGCGUAAUGUUUGAGCUUCUAUCGAAGUUUCACAGUUAAAUGAAAUAACAAACAUAUUACCAGGACAGUUUCAUUCAGUCUGUGUUGCCUCCAAACUUUGCAUCUCAAUUGCUGUAAAUUUUGUACAGUUUGAAAACGUGUUGAUCGUCUUGUUUCAUGAGCGCUAUUUAUUAUUGCCAUGUGUCUUUGAAAAAGAUGUAAAAGAGAGCACUGAAUUUAUUCAUUUAUGCCUUCUGUGUAAUGGUCUGAACUGUGUACAGUCAAAUCUAUAUGAGGAAAAUAAAGCUGGAUU